Molecule: messenger RNA, 1135 nt
Organism: Cylicocyclus nassatus
Lineage: Eukaryota; Metazoa; Nematoda; Chromadorea; Rhabditida; Strongylidae
Source: the annotation of a GenBank genome assembly
AGCAUUGAAUGACAGCUACUCAAAAGGGCCUUUUGGCCCUGUCAAUAGUGCUCAUACUGGCUGGAUUAGGACUGACGAUAGCUGGUUUAUUCUCUCCAGCAUGGCAAGUGGUCGAUAUCCGAGAGUUUAGGGCAGAGCAUCAGCAUGGCUUAUGGUGGGACUGCAUCAGAGCCGAAAAACAUGUCGUUGCAGUGGGCGACUUUUACGAUGAGACACCUCUGCAUUGUAUGUACAAAUUCGAUAACUCAGCUGAAAUGGUAAUCGAAAAUACGCUGAAUAAUAUCGACGAAGAUGGCGCUGCUGGUGAAAGUGAACAUCAUCGGUUUUGGGGUUGGCACAAAGCUGUUCUGUUUUUUAUUAUUACUUCACAAAUACUUGCAUUUAUUUCUAUAUGUACUGGAGUUUGUGCUCCAUGUUUUCCUCCAACUGCCUUCGUAUUCACGAUCUCACUCUUUAUAGCCUUAAUUUGUUCCCUUAUUGCUGAUGGUGUAUUUUUCUUGGCAGCAAAUCGUGUCGAUAAUCGUUUUGUACAAGGAAUGGUAGGAACCUAUGAGCAACGCAUCGGCUAUGCAUUUUAUUUGCAUUUAUUGGGCACAUUAUGCUGGGCUCUGGCCUUUAUUUGUGCUCUCACCACCACGUACAAAUUCAUAAGUGGUCGAGGACCUAGUGGCAGCCACGAACUUCGAGUCCCACGCGAAGAGCCCCUUCUCUCCAAGUACCCGUCAUCGCAAGGCUACCGACCCUCACCUCAGCCAGCCUUCAGGCCCUCUCCGAUCAUGCCCAACUACCGAGAGACAAGUGCCUAACCAACCCACUGCUCAUCAUUUUCAUUCCUCAUUUAUUUUUCUCCUCUCUUUCGUGCUUCUCAUUUCUUCAUAAUUUGUGUAUGUGUUUUAUGCAUCAGUAUUGCCAUCGCCUCUCUUGACUAUGAUCUUUCUUCGUAGUGCGGAUGCUGACUUUAUGCAAAUGUGCAGCCUCAGUUCCAGGUGAAUGUUUCCUUUUUAUGUUCAUAGCUUUUAUGUUAUCUACUUGAGAAAUUUUUGUUAUUUAGAAUAACGCUGUUGAGCUGUUUCAUUACUUUAUGGAGAUUUUUUGAUUUUCCUUGGUCUCAUGUAAGUGAUGUCUGUGAAUAAAG